AUUACACACUAACUAAAGUUUGAAACAUGGGAUCAUGAAGAAUGGGACCUUUAAAAACCACCUGAAGUUACACAUGAAGAUCCAUGCAGAGGAGAAACCAGUGAUCCAGAACCUGCAGAUGAAACUUCACAAUACUGAAGAACAAAGAGGUUGUGUCAAUGAGUGACAAAGAAACAUCAUCCAAAGUUCAUCUUCAGCAGUUUGUGUUAAUGUACCUAAUGCUUUUGUAUCAAUCAGUUCUCUUUUAAAAAGGGAACUAGUAAAAACAAAUUAAGAUAUUUUGAUUAAAUCCGAUAUCUCAGUGAGGCCAGCAAUGCCAUUUUUAUCCACUGAUGCCAUCAAAUCUCAAGAUCCAUAAAGGUACUAAAAACAUAUUUAAAACAGUUCAUGUGAGUUAAGUGGUUCUACCUUAAUAUUAUAAAGCAACAAAUACUUUUUUAAGUACUUUUUUGUUAUUCAACUAUCCUGAGGUAAAUUCAAUUUUAGGGCACCUUUAAGCUUGUCUGAAUUUAUUACGAAAUGUAAGAAAAAAACAAUGUUUUUGAACAUGAAAGCAUAUUAGAAAUGAUAAUUAAAAAAAGGAUAAACAAUAAAAUGUCCACCAUAGUUUGUAGUAUUAUUAUAUCUUAACUGUCCCUCAAAAAAUGGAACUGAAUCGCAGGGAUCCCGAAAUUCUUACUGAUACAUGAAGGCUAAGUUGGGCAUACUGUACUGAUAUAAUACACUCAGAAAAGAGAUACUAAAAUUGUAAUGCCCAUAUUACCUAACCAAGGGUGAUGCUUUCACUUUGAUGGCUGAAAGCAUUUCUUAAGUCAUUCUGCAAUCCAGAGAAAGUGAAUUAUCAGUAAGAAAGCAGAAACAAUCUCUUAAGGGUCUAUUCCUCCCUUUUUUCCCUCCACACAUUUUCUUCUCUCUUUUCCCUCCUUAUUUUACUCAAUUAUUCAAUGUGCUCUUCACACUCCAGACCACAAGGUGGCGGAAAUGCACAUUUUACAUUGGUUUGCCAAGAGGAAGAGACGCGUUCUGAACUUUUGUUUCAAAACAAACGUUUUUUGACGCAUCAUUUUUUUAAACCGAUCAUACUUUACAAGUAAAGCCAUGCAUUCAGAGCAUCAGGAAGAGCUGAAGUCUGUAAAAACAGAGUUUAUUGAAGAUGACAGCGAGAACAGGACUGAUCCAGAACCCUGCAGAGUGAAGCAAGAAGAUACUGAAGAACCAAGAGACCUGAUUAAAGAAAACGAGGAGAGAGAAGAACUAAAUGAAGUGGAGGAGAAACAUCAUGUCAUAACUGAAGAAAAAUCUUCAAGUUGCCCUCAGGGUGAAAAAAAAUUCCCAAACAAACCAAAUCUCAAACGUCACAUGAGAGUUCAUAGUGGCGAGAGGCCGUACACAUGUGAUCAGUGUGGGAGUACUUUUACUGCAGCUCACGUAUUGAAGCAGCACCAGAGGAUCCACACUGGAGAAAAACCUUACAAGUGUUCAAUCUGUGACAAGAGAUUCAGUCGUUCAUCAAAUCUGAAAAGACAUGAGGAAAUGCACAGCCGAGAGAAGCCGCACACGUGUGAACAGUGUGGUAAUAAUUUUGCACAAGCAAACGGUCUUAAACUAUAUAAAUGCCCUCACUCUGAAGAAAGACCAUUUAAGUGUGAUCAGUGCGUUAAAACAUUUUAUAGAGCAGAACACCUGAAGAUCCACAUGAAAGUCCAUUCAAAGGAGAAGCCUCACAUGUGCUCUCUGUGUGGAAAGAGUUUUUCACAGCUGGAAUAUUUUAAAACACACCAGAAAAGACACAGUGUUGUGAGGGAUUAUAUGUGUUUUGAUUGUGGGAAGACCUUUAUUACAUCUUCCAUAUUGAAACAGCACCAGAGGAUCCACACCGGAGAGAAACCUUACAAGUGUUCACACUGUGACAAGAGAUUCACUUUGUCCAGUCAUCUGAAAUCACAUAAGAGGGUCCACUCUGGAGAGAAGCCGCACACGUGUGAUCAAUGUGGGAAGAGCUUCACAUAUGCAAACACUCUUAAAUUGCAUCUGCGUUCUCACUCUGGAGAGAGACCGUUUAACUGUGAUCAGUGCGGUAAAUCAUUCGUUUCAUCAUCAACCCUGAAGAUCCACCUGAGUGUCCAUACGAAGGAGAAGCCUCACGUGUGCUCUUUGUGUGGAAAGAGUUUUGCUCAUAUGAGUGGUUUAAAAGUACACCAGAAAAUUCACAGCGGUGUGAAGGAUCAUGUGUGCAAUGAUUGUCGGAAGACCUUUACUACAUCUUCCGGAUUGAUACGGCACCAAAGAAUUCACACUGGAGAGAAACCUUACAAGUGUUCGUACUGCGAGAAGAGCUUCAAUCGGUCAGGAACUCUGAAAAGACAUGAGAGGAUCCACACUGGAGAAAAACCUUACAAGUGUUCGCACUGUGACAAGAGCUUCAGUCUGUCAGAACAACUGAAAAAACAUCAGCGGACUCACGCUGGAGAAAAAACUUACAAGUGUUCAUACUGUGACAAGAGCUUCAAUCGGUCAGGAACUCUGAAAAAACAUCAGCAGACUCACGCUGGAGAAAAAACUUACAUGUGUUCACACUGUGACAAGAGCUUCAAUCGGUCAGGAACUCUGAAAAAACAUGAGCGGACUCACGCUGGAGAAAAACCUUACAAGUGUUCCUACUGUGACAAGAGCUUCAGUCUGUCAGAACAACUGAAAAAACAUCAGCGGACUCACGCUGGAGAAAAAACUUACAAGUGUUCAUACUGUGACAAGAGCUUCAAUCGGUCAGGAACUCUAAAACGACAUGAGAGGAUCCACGAAGGAGAAAAAACUUCACACUGUGACAAGAGAUUCAGGCGAUCAGGAAACCUGAGAAGACUCACGCUGGAGAAACGUCGCACACUUGAUCAGUGUGGGAAGAGGUUUUGUCGUUCAGGUUCUCUACUGCGACACACUAAAAUCAGAUGUGGUGUAGUGUUGGCGAACAUUGAGGCACUGCCUACACUGCUCUGAAAUAUUGCAAGAAACCAGUCUGACAUAUAAAGGACUGUUUUCAAGGUGGUGGCACUGAGUUCAGCAAUGGCGUUUCAGGGUUAUCCUUAGUUUCAGGGUUUCAGGGUUAUUUUCAGGGUUUCAGGGUUAGUACACCCAAAAUUAAAAAUAUUGUCAUUAAUUACUCACCCUCUUGUCGUCUUACAUGACUUUUCAACAAUAUGUAGUGAUGGGCCGAUUUCAAAACAAUGCUUCUGAGCUUUACGAAUCGAA
Messenger RNA from Megalobrama amblycephala (Wuchang bream), 3246 nucleotides. RefSeq names its product zinc finger protein 883-like. NCBI's taxonomy places the organism in Eukaryota, Metazoa, Chordata, Actinopteri, Cypriniformes, Xenocyprididae. The transcript has 2 exons. Gene Ontology annotation, molecular function: RNA polymerase II cis-regulatory region sequence-specific DNA binding; DNA-binding transcription factor activity. The record is from RefSeq and is a predicted model, not a curated record. Gene Ontology annotation, biological process: regulation of transcription by RNA polymerase II. The coding region runs from base 1099 to 2994 and encodes 631 amino acids.